AUGGCGCCCGCCCUCGCCGCGACCACCCUGGCUCCAGCGCCGGCCGUGCCCGCGCCGUGCGGGCCUCGCGCCCAGCCGCCCGGCUGCCUCCCGGCCGUCCGCGCCGCGCCGCCGGAGACGCCAUCCGGGGCGCUCAGCAUGCCUCUGGACGCGGCCUUGACGCCGCCGCUCGCGCUGCAUACAACCGUAUGCGCGCCUGCAUACGGGGCUCCGCCCCCACCCGCUCUUCCACCGGCGGAAUGGCUUGCGCCGCUGUCACCGACGCCCGCCCUCGUCGUCCCGCCCACGCUCGGCCGUGCGCUGCGCCGCACCCCAGGCUACGGCCUCCACGCCGGCUACCCCGGCCGCACCCCACGCCCGGCUGCCCUGCCUCGGCGUUGA
Messenger RNA from Aegilops tauschii subsp. strangulata, 381 nucleotides. NCBI's taxonomy places the organism in Eukaryota, Viridiplantae, Streptophyta, Magnoliopsida, Poales, Poaceae. The record is from RefSeq and is a predicted model, not a curated record.